AUGGGAGAGAUGGAAACGACUGUCGAGCUCCAUAGAAGGAUCGUUGCCGCCGCUUCGAGGUUAGCGACAGACAAAUCGACGAAUAAAAGUGUUCGCAAAAAGCGACAAAAGGUACUUUUUUCCCUAAAUUCAUCUCGUAUAUUUCUUUUUCAAUAGGACCUACAAGCCGCCAAGCAGAAGCUGAACAGACUCGAACAAGGUCUCCAGCAAAUGCGCCACUCGGCCAGCAAACCCGACAUCAGCAGCUUCAACUCGGACUCCAGUAUGACAUUUUGAAAAUAAAGCCAUGAGAAAUAACUUCGUUUCAGAUUCUUGGACGAUAUCGUCAAACGGCGCGUUGACGAUGGCGAUGACGAAAAGCUGUCCGACGACCCCGCGGGGAUCUGUUCCCGACCUUUCCAGUCAUACGGAUGGAGAAAGGAACGAGGCUGAGGAAGGACUCGACGAUGUGCCGCGCAGAGCUCCAAGGUAAAGCAAUUCUAAAAUCCUAGGUGUUUUCGUACUUUAUUCUUUGUUCAAGUUACCUUAAUCUUCAGACAGCUUUCAACUUGAUUAUAAGCUCAAAAUUAAAGCUGGAGCUUUUUUUAUUCCAAGUUUCCACACAGUAAUUGGGUUUGAAGUUUCCAAUUUUUUCCAGUUUUUCCCCAGUUUUUAGAAAGUUUCAGAGUACUUUCCUUGUCAACCAAUGUUAACUCUCUUAACUGUUUCCCACCUCUAACAACCUCAAUUUUUAGCACGGCAGCGAUGCGAGCUCUACAGCAGCAGCAGCGGUACUCCGGCACGUCUUCGUCCUCCGCGACGAGCGCUGAUUCGAUGGGCUUGGGCCUUCCGCCGCGGCCCAACUCCCGCAAAAGCAUCGCCAGUUGUUCGCAUGCCGAUCCUCUUGACAACCCGCUUGCCGAUCCAACGAACCCUCUGUGCGUAGUUACUUCUGAAGCAACGAAGUUUUAAUGAGACUAUUAGAAGUAAAUUAGGUAUAGUUAAUGGAAUUUUAGAUCUGCUAACACUAUUUUUAGACCUACUCACAUGUCAGAGCUUCAUGUGUCAUUGGAUUUUUUAGGCGUUAAAAACUGCUGUUAAAAAACGUUUCAAGAUGUUCUAGGCCUAACUAGUUGAAAAAAAAUAGGCGUUAAUUAGUGUUCGGAGCGUGAUUUAACACUUCAGAAUAUGAAAAAUAGCUGUUUUAAAACAGAAAUAGGUUCAUCAGCGUCCAACUAACACUAGAAAGGCUGACGUUUGGAAAAAUUGUUCAAUCCACUUUGUUUCAGCUAUGAAAACGUUGGUUACCGAUCGACUUCGUAUCGAAGCAGCUAUCGACAAGCUCAUUAUCCCACCAUUCAGGUACUUCAUUGUAUUCGAUAGAUUUAGACAAUCUCAAAAAAAAAUUUUUUUUAGAAUUGCUAAUAUUUUCUUCCAGGACGAGCACCACCAACGGAAACGAGCUCAGUCAGCUCACUCGAUAGCUCUGGAACCGGGAAGUUCGGGCCGAGUGCCGUGCUCCUACUCGAUUCCGAUGCAAGACGCUACGCAGCGAUUCGCGCAAAAUGACCAGGAUGACGUCACGCCGACCGCUGAGAAUCCGCAUCCGAUCCGGCGACUUCCCACCAGCAUUUCGUGUGGCGCCGGCCUCGGCACAGCCAGUCUCGAUCGAAGAAACGGCUUCCCGAGGUUGAUUUUUGUAGACGAUGGUCUGAUAAUAAUGGUAUGUUUCACAGAAGUCACCUACAAACCAGUGAGGACUUGAAUCGUCGAAUAUCUCCACCGACACACCGGAUCACGACUUUUCCGGUGUCUCAUCCGACCUCGAUCAUGCCGUGAGUUGGAAAAGUCAGACUUGGAUGAAGUUAAUUGGUUUUUUUCAAAUAGAUGCUAGUCCGAUUAUUUAAAGCUCAUGAUUUUUUUGAUUUCAGAAAGGAGAAACUUUGAUAAUAAACUUAGCGUCUGUACUCGAGAAAAAGAAACUCCUACUAUCGAUUUUCAGAAACCGAUCGUACUCUACGAACUCCUCAGCCACGGAAAUGCCGCGAUUCCAGCCGCCUCCGAGUCGCCUUGGACCGUUUCCCUCGCGAGUCGCACUUCCACCGUACAACGGCGUCACUCAGAAACCCUCCUUGACUACAGUAUCCGCCAGCAAACUUCCUGUUAACACAAAUCCCCAAAUGGAAGCCUUGCUCCAUUAUUACAAGCAGCAGAAAAGGAAUCAACAGCCUCCGAAAACUGCUACGAUUGUCUAG
Messenger RNA from Caenorhabditis auriculariae, 2234 nucleotides. The record is from the annotation of a GenBank genome assembly. NCBI's taxonomy places the organism in Eukaryota, Metazoa, Nematoda, Chromadorea, Rhabditida, Rhabditidae.